This is a messenger RNA of Xyrauchen texanus (razorback sucker), 2209 nucleotides long. Its product is annotated as zinc-alpha-2-glycoprotein-like. Gene Ontology annotation, cellular component: external side of plasma membrane. The transcript has 6 exons. Bases 149 to 1282 code for a protein of 377 amino acids. Gene Ontology annotation, biological process: immune response. Lineage: Eukaryota; Metazoa; Chordata; Actinopteri; Cypriniformes; Catostomidae. The record is from RefSeq and is a predicted model, not a curated record.
UGCGCUGUAAUCAAAUGCAAGUAAACGGGUGAGUUGCGGUUUUUCUGGAUAAAAACAAAAAUAACGUUUACAUUUGUCUAUGGGAAACACCGCUAGAUACCUGUAAUUUGAUUGUUUUGCACGUUUGGAGGAGGAUUUAGAGAAGAGGAUGGUUCACUCUUGCUGUGUGGUCGAUUGUACGGCUCGUUGGGGGCCUGAUAAAAAGUUUUUUCGAAUUUCCUCCGAAAAGGAUCGCGAAAAACGAAAGAAAUGGUUGCGUGCAAUUAGGCGAUUGAACCUGGACGCUCCGAAGAAAGCCUGGAUUCCUGCAGCUUCUGAUCGAGUUUGUGAGGCUCAUUUUGUUCAUGAGAGACACCAUCUUCACUAUGUGUACACCGCUUACCAGCCUGAAUCUCUCCCUGGUCCUGUGUUCAGUGCUGUGGGUCUGCUUAAUGACAGAAGGAUCUCUCGCUACAGUAAUAAAGAACAAGAGUGGAAAAGAGAGAGUGCACUCCCAGAUUUCUGGAGAGAUGCUCCCAGAGGACCACCGGAGUCUAAACACUGGUUUCUAAAUCUGAUGAAUAUUCUGUCAAACUGCACAAGCUCCAGAUGUCCUGAGCUCCAUGUACUACAGAGGAGAUUUGGCUGUGAGGUGGAGAGACAUCCUGAUGGAACAGUGAAGACACUGAAGGUCUUUGAUGAGUAUCAGUAUGAUGGAGAGGAUUUCAUUGCCUUUAAUUUUGACACCAUGCAGUGGACUGAUAAAAGUCCUCAAGCCAAAGCAACUAAAAUGAGGUGGGAUGGUCAAAAAGUACGGAAUCAGGACCUCAAAACAUACCUCAAGAUCUGCAUGGACUGGAUAUCCACAUUGAGUUCUUCAAUAAAGAUUUAUCCGGAUAUUAACAUGUUUGCGUUUGAAGCUCCUUAUGACAAAAGUAAGCUGAUUCUGACCUGCAUGGCCACCGGUUUCUACCCCCGAGAUGUGAAGAUGAACGUGACAUUACUCGGUGGUCAUUCUGAACUUUCAAACUCAUCUGAAAUCAGACCAAACGAUGAUGAAACCUUUCAGCUGAGAAUCAGUGUGGAGAUCAACAGACAUGAUAAAGAUGGUUAUGAGUGUCAUGUCGUUCACAGCAGUCUGACACAGCCAGUUUCCAAAGAAUGGGAUGGAAAAUGCAACAACUGCAGUGAAGAAUCUAGAUCACGUCAUUCAAUAGCAGCAGCGGUUGCAGUUGUAUUUGUAGUUGCAGUUGUAGUUGCAGUUGUCGGUCUUGUGGUAGUUUAUAUAAGAAGACAAAGGUGAAGUGGUACAGUAAAUGGCCUUUGAAGAAACAUCACCCAAAGAAACACAUCGUAGGAGUUGACUUGAAGAAUUCGUCUGCCCUUCACCGUCAUGAUCAACUUGAGUAGAGUCGUGCACUGGUGAUACAGACAAAAGAUAGUUUUUUUGUUGCCUAUUAAUAAUCUGCUCUAUGCACUUUAAAAUAAUAUUUCAGGUUCAAUUCAAGUUAAGUUUACAAGAUUCAUAUUUCUGCCUUUUUAAACCCUUAAAAAACUGGCCCCAUUCACCUCCAUUGUAAGUGCCUCACUGUUACCCAGAUUUAGCUUUUUUUAAAAAAAGGAGGGACGAGUCGAAAUUCAUCUUAGUGGUAAUAAGCAUUAUGCCAGAGAUUCUGUCGCUUGAGCUUAACUUGUAUUGAACCCGGAAUAUUCCUUUAAUCUCUCUUUCCUAUGCACUUUCUAUGAUGUCAUUGUUUAUGCUGUAUUAUGAACUGAAGUUUUAUGCUGGUAUACAUGUGAAGUAGAGCACAUGAAAGCAAAAGAUUGUGCUGCUCACGUUAAUGGAGGCGGGCAAGAAGGGAAACGGCAUAGUUAAAGGGAGGUUUUUCUUUGCUAAAAUAACAAAUGGAAAAUGCUUCAAAUGAAAAAAGUCUUCCCCUGAUGAUUUCCAUUCUUGGUACUUGAUUACUUUUACUUCUGAAGUAAUAUGCUGUGCACAAGCUUCAGGGACAUUUCUUAAACCACACGGACACAAAAGUAUUUGUAUUAUUAAGUUUUACUUUUCCAGCAGCAUUAUUAUAUUAACAUAAUAUUACAAAUCUAUUUAUAUUUGAUGCAUAUGUCUUAAAAUAGUUUUACACUGUAUUUUUGUGAUGUAUGUUUUUACAUUGAGACCAAACACUGUUAACAUGCUUGUGUUGUUUUUUAUGUACAUCAUGAAUGUAGAUGG